Armigeres subalbatus is the source of this 870-nucleotide messenger RNA. RefSeq names its product signal peptidase complex catalytic subunit SEC11A-like. Lineage: Eukaryota; Metazoa; Arthropoda; Insecta; Diptera; Culicidae. The transcript is spliced from 3 exons. Gene Ontology annotation, molecular function: serine-type endopeptidase activity. Bases 107 to 661 code for a protein of 184 amino acids. The record is from RefSeq and is a predicted model, not a curated record. Gene Ontology annotation, cellular component: signal peptidase complex; membrane.
AAACUACGUUGCUUUUCUGCCGAUCGAAAUUUGUAAAGCGACUUUCGAAGGGACACGCCAUCGUUUUUAGCUGAGAAGCAAAUUUACCUCGGAAAAUCGCACAAAAAUGGGUGUAAUCGAAUCUCUCGGUGUUGACGGGUUGCUCAGCGAUGUCCAGCGGAUGGACAAACGACAGUUUUUCUUCCAGGUUCUAAGCUUCGGAAUGAUUGUUUCCUCGGCCCUGAUGAUUUGGAAAGGACUGAUGGUGGUUACCGGAAGCGAAUCGCCCAUCGUGGUGGUGCUCAGUGGCAGUAUGGAACCGGCUUUUCAUCGCGGUGACCUGCUUUUCCUAACCAAUCAGGAGGAACCGGUGCGAGUGGGCGAAAUUGUGGUGUUUAAAAUCGAAGGUCGAGACAUUCCAAUCGUCCACCGUGUGAUUAAACUGCACGAGAAGAACAACGGAACGGUCAAGUUUCUGACCAAGGGCGAUAACAACUCGGUGGACGAUCGGGGUCUGUACGCGCCCGGACAGCUUUGGCUUACCAAGAAGGACAUCGUGGGCCGGGCAAGGGGAUUCCUUCCCUAUGUCGGAAUGAUUACGAUCUACAUGAACGAAUACCCGAACCUGAAGUACGGCAUUCUGGGGUUGCUAGCGUUGUAUGUGCUGCUACAUAGGGAAUAGAUCUCGUUUAGUUAUUUAGGCAAGGAAAGCGCAUUUUCUAGUUCGAAAAGAAGAAGAAAUAAAUUACGAAGAACGCUCUCAAAUUCAAAGUAAUCAUUGGAAUUAUUGAUAGUGCUAGUAUGAAGCGAUUUUUCUUUUGUUAAAUGAGCAAAAACUGUCAAGCCAAUUGCUUGCUACAGCAACAAAUAAAAAAGUGUAUAUUUAGAAAC